AUGAUCUUUGACAGUCAAACAGGUCUGCUGAUGGAUUUUGCUGAUUUUGGCGAGAGGCUUUGCAAUAUUGUGAAGAAAUGUAAACAUCCUUGUCUUAUUCAUCACUGGUCGAUGUUUUCAAUCCAUAGUGCUUAAAACUUUGUGGCUCUUUAUGUUUUCCCAGGGUUGCAUUUUAUAGCAGCAUAAUUACUUUAUCUCUAAUGCCACAAAACGAUUUCUUUCGACCAUAGACUGAUACAUGCACAGCGUUGCAAGCCCAAAGUUUUUAGCCUUGAAUUCUCUGAUUCCAUAUUUGGGUAAAAUAAUUUUCCAUGCUUCUGAUUGGACGGCUGCAUCAGCUAAAAAACCCCAGCAUGGUUCUUAACACAUAAGGGGAAGUUAGACGCUUCAGGGUUGUAUGCUUCUGAGGGAGCCCAGCAAGUGAUUUGUCUGAAAAAACUAAGAUUUUCUAGUUGCCCGAGAGCAAAAUUUGGGUGCCAGGGGCCACUGGGCUCUGCUAGAGCACAGCCCUGAAACUAAUAAAUUAGUUAUAGCCAUGCCUGCUACCUAAGAUUAUUUUUUGGGAGCCCUUUGAGCUCCCAAAAUAAAACGUUAGGAGCCCAAGCCACAUUUCUAGGAGCCCCAUUCAAAAAAAUUAGUAACUUUAUUAAUGUGUCAAACUUCUAGUGCAUGUCAACUGGUGCACUUCUUGGUUGAUUGAAAAGCUUCAAAUUUAUCAUUUAUCCAACUAAAGGGCACAAAUAGUAGCAUAGUAAGGGGGAAACUAACAUUCAAGGACCAGUCUCCUUUUUUCCGUACUAGAGGUUUUUUUCCUCCGUUGUAUUUCUACUCUGAGGGUACCCAAACCUAGUUAUUAGUUCACCAGAAUGAGGCUAUCCAUAGUGUCUAUAUCUUAAGUUGACAGUCUUGACCAGAUCCCCGAAACUUGAUUCACUCCUCUUGAAACCUAAGUCUUUCUCCCUUUAAUUUAUUUGAGGAAGAAAAUAAUUAUUAUACUUGGCUCUUCCAGGUUUUGAACCAACUUACCUUUCAGUUAUCCUUACCAAGUUGAUUGUUUGUUUUUUAGUCCUAUGGUCCAGGUCCCUACACUCCAGAGCAAGCCAAGGAAAUUGAAAGUUUGAAGAUAUUUUAUCACAGAAUGAAAACUGAACAUGAUAAGGUACUCUGUUGUAAUAAUUAGUAUGUGUAAUCAAAAGGUGAUGAGUGAAAUAGAAGAAUAAUUUCAUGCUCCUUUUGUGUAAAUUCCUCUAGAAUUUUUCAGGGUUUUUUUUUAUUAAGAAUUCUAGUUACAGGAUAAUGUUUUGGAAGAGGCUCCUCACCUAAAUUAAAAAUAGUCAUAGGCUCCCGAAUAUUAGACACAGAAUUGUGCAUAGUAACUGAAGAAUUCUCCGAUCUCCGAUACCUGAUGAACACUAAUGGCUAAAACGCAAAUAAAAUUAUUGCCUAAUUUCACGAGUUUACUAUUUGAUUAGCUAUGGUGGUUUUCACUGUCAUGCCAUCAAAAAUAAAAAUGGAAACCUUUUAAUACAGGAAGUCUAGAAUCUGGGAAAUGAAAGAAGGUAAAUACAUACAAAGAGCCUUGCCAAGAAUCAGGUCUGGCAAUAUUUCAUAUACGAGAUAUUUAAACCUUUUUGCCCGAAAUAGUAAAGCUUUGUAUGGAGAUGCCACGUUUGUGUCCCUUUCAGGGGUACAAAUGUGGCCGCCGGAAACCAACAGAAACAUCUGUUUUUUAGUUUUCCUGCUAAUGAGUGUAUUGUUUGCAUGAGGAACUCAUAAAGAUUAAAGUAAAAUUUAUUCUGAAACAAGAAAUGUUUAGAUAGCAAAAUCUCCCAAAAUCGGUAAUGUUUUUAACCCACAUAAGAGCUUUCCUGGUGGUCAGCUAAAUGCUGCAUCACGCAAAAGCCUGGAAAUUCAAGCAUCCUGUAUCGGAAAACACAGAACCCUUUAAAACUAAAAAUUUGUUUGUAUAAAGGUUUUAAGGUGCUGUAAUACCACAUGAAAGUAGAACUCGGGAGAAGCAAUAGUUUCUAACUUUGAAUUUUGGUGACGCCGUGUGAAAACCAAGAAUUAAUAUCAUGGGUGACAUGUUACACUCAUAAUUGUGGGUUUUUGACGAGUUUAUUGUAUUAAUCAAGAACUCCAUGCACUGAAAAGUUUAGAGCUUAAAUUUUGGCUUAAGUUCAUAAUUUUCGAAAUUUUUCAAUGAAAUACCUGAUAGAACUUUCUUGAUGUGCUCUUUUAUGUGUAUACAGGUUUUCUAGUGUCUUUUAAUGCCCUGACACUACUCAUAACAUUUUAAAACCUUGACACCAUCUUGGAACUGAGACAUCCAGAAUGUUGCCAAGGCAAUUUUGUAAUUUCACAGAAAUUAUAAAUUAAUGCGGAAAAGUUUGCCGCCGAAAUAAAAUAUAUAUUAUUAAGGAGUAAUUUGUCACCCACGAUGUUAGUUGCUGUCAUGUCUUAUUUGAAUAAUAAAAUUUAUUGUUAUUAGUUACCCCUUAGACAAUAACAGAGGCCAGUUGCAUAUUAUAUUGUGUCUUCGGUCAAAACUGGAUGUCUGGCAUUUUUGACUGGGUGGAACAUCCAAUGAUAGCUGUUACAUCAGACAUCAAGACAAGUUUUACAUUCUUCAAAUGAUCCAUUAUUUAAAUGUCAAUACAUUGAAAAAUAGAAGGAGUUUUGCAGUGGGAGAAUACUAAAGCUCAAAGAGAUGUGUUAAAAUGCUCAAUGUAUUUCAAGAGACAAUUUCAUUUCAUAAAAGAUCACUGAUUAGUCCAGUUUUGAAUUUGUCAUGGCCCCUGAAUAGAAGCACUGAAGGCUCAUUUAUACAGGGUUAGCCUUGACCUAAGGUAAAUAUAUUCACAAAUUCCAGUCAGAAGAAGACCUAGUACAACUGUGUCUAUUGUUUUAAACUCAAAUUCAGGCACCUCUUAGGUAUUUGUGAAUGUUUUACUUUAGGUUGAGACUAACCCUGCGUAAAUGAGUCUUCAGUUCUUCUAUUCAGCAAUCGGGAAGAAUUCGAAACUGAACUAUUCCCUCAUGAUCUUAAACAGAACUUUACUAUACUGUGUGUGCCACCAGUAGCACAAGUAUAAAUAUGUUUCAACUUGGGCUAUCUAAAGCUUUCCUGUUUUCCUGUUUACUUCACAAGAAGCUCCAGUGUAUGCUAUAAAAAGUAAAAUUUACUCUGCUUAAAUUGUCAUCUUUAUUUUCCAGGCAAUGCAGGAAGGGAAGGUCCAAAAUGUAGCUGUUGUAAGGACAACAAAUGUCAUGACACCUGUCACUCAAGUGUUAGUGCCUGGUCAUGUUGCAGCUACAGGAUCAGUCCAGAUGGCAAAGAUUGCUCCUGCUACCACAGCACUACCAACCCAACUAACCACCGUUCUUCCGGCUAGUAACAUUACUUCUGGGGUUCCUGUGGUACAGCCUGCUGUGACCUCCACCAAGACUAUUCUCCCACAGACAACCUUACAGCAAGUUCAAGGCCAUAAUGUGGUGAUCAAUCGUGCAAAUAUGCAGCAGCUACAAAUGUCUGGAGAAGUUGGUAAGUUACAUACAUACAUACUUUAUUUGGUACAGUGGAACCUCUCUUCAGGGGACACCCAUGAGGCCGAGGCAAGUGUCCUCUGAAUAGAGGUGUCCCCUGAAUGAAGUUUGGGCUGGAGUUUGUUAUUAAGAAAACAAGGUAAUAAUUUAUAAUAUAUAUUUAUUCUGCCUUAGAAAUCUGCUGCAGUCAUUAUAAAGCAGCUGGACAAUGUAUAAAAAAUCAUGAUGAACGUGUCUCUGCAAUAUUGUGUUGAAUUUUCACAAGUGCAGUACAUUGAUUUAAGCCAGAUAGUUCAGUUUGUGAAAGCUGGCAUCAUUGUGAUUACUGUACAUGCAUUUAAAGUUAUCAACCGUCUUUGUGAUCAGUCAUGUUUUGGGUGCUAAGGUGUUCCCUGAAUGGAGGUUAAACCUGUUUCUUGGGACCCAGAAGAAGUGUCCCUUUUCCCUGGAAGGAGGUGACCCUUCAAUAGAGGUAACAGAUACAAAGAUAACGUGAACAGUUUUCUGGGAUAGAUUCUGAAUGGAAUUGUCUUUUGAAUAGAGAUGUACCAAAGGAUAGGGUCCACUGUAAUCAGGUUGGGAAAUGGAAUGACAGCCAAAGGGUUGUUGUGGACCUACUACCAAUAAAAUAAAUAGUAAAGCGAGCAAGAGUGAUGCAACUAAAUAGCAGGAAAAUACAACCAUACAGUGGUUUUUGAAGACCAGGCUUUUCAGUGGUCCAGCCAGGGUUUGAUCCCACAACCUCAUGCUCAGCAGUUAAUGUUCUCCUAAUCAAGCUAAUCGAAGGGCUGUUAGUCUUGGCUAAUAACUUAUGUUUGCAUGAACUAGACUGAUAAACUAUAUUCAUUGUUAUGUCCUGUUUUUGUCAGCGCAACAAAAGGGGACACCACCUCAAGCUACACACCUUCAAGUCAGUCAGUCACCAGUCCGAUCUGUUUCACCAGGUCAGCAGAUAACCAUUAGAAAUGUCACACAAACACUGCCGGUAACACAGACAGUGAAGACUGCUGCCACUACAUCAGACAGACCUGUACAGGGUAUGUUCCAUGCUGUCUCUACCAACAGGGACUUUAAGAUCCAAUGAUGCAAGGGCAACGACGUCACUUAAAAAUUGAAUGUGGGUUCUCUCAGUCUUUAUCGCAGUUAUUCCCACCCACUUACUGUGUCAAAUGUAGGUGAACCCUUCUGAAGUUGAAUUCCAAGUGACUUUAUCCAGGUUCAGAAAGUGGAAUGAAAUUUUGUUGUUGCUCGUUUACUUACUUCAUAAAAAGCGAAAUUAGUCAUUUCCACACGGUCCUUAGUAGUGCAAAAACCGCAAAGAAAUGUACAAAAAAGUGUGAUGCACAUGCAAAGUUGUUGUUUUGCUUAUAAAACGUUUUUCUUUUUGCGUUCUCGUUGCUGUCACAUCGGUGGAUCUUAAAGUCCCUAAUAUCUGUCUGGCCGGUGGUAUAGAGUUUUUCUUGUAAACCAACCGGCCCUGCUUGUUCAAAUGUUGGAUAGUGCUAUCCAGCAGAUAAAUCACUAUAUCCAGUGGAUAUGAUUUCGUUAUCCAGUGGAUAGAGUCUCAUCCAUUGUAUAGCAUUUUCCUCUGUUUGAAUAGCUGGGUCCUGGUUGUGUACGUGUUUCAAACAUAAUUUGAACCUUGCAAAAUUAGACCACUAUCUUGGUGGUCAUUUUGAAGUUGUAUUGUAGCUUGUUUUUUCUACUAAACCUCGACUUUCAUUUAAUUCUGGCUGGUCUCUUGUGUUCUGACCAUUGGCCAAUCACAAUAAAGUUCAAGACAUGUAAGAGAACCUCAAAACUUCCAACUUAUUACCAUUGCUUUUUGUGGUUAAGUUUUCUUGUGCCUGACUGGCUUUUUCUACGUAACACAAUAACAUGCCAUAACUAUUUCUGGUGUUCUUGGUUUCUGAGAUUCAUAGCCUGUGAGUACAGCUGUUUCACUUUGCUCCUUGCAGCUGUAUUUGCAGUCUAUGAGAUUCAUAGUAACACAUCUUAUAAAAUGUUUUGCAUCAUUUCGUUUUUAUAGGUUUAAUUUUUGAAGUAAAUCAUAGAGUUACAGACAGUUUUAUUCAAGAGAGAAUAUUUCUUCCAGGAAGUAGUGGCUGAAAUUCAUUCUAUUUUUCUGGUUAUUUUUUCUAUUGUAGGGACCCAAGGCACACUACAGACUGUAACUUUACAGAGACCCUUGGUGCAGCAAAGCAAAUCACCUGUUAACAUGCCUAUCACCCUAGCUCCGUCAGGCACAGUGUCAGCUGCUGUGCCAUCAGGUGGUCAUGUUGUUACCAAUAUCGCUCCAGCUCCUGUAGCAGCCGCCGCUACAUCAAAGGGACUUCACAGUACUGCACAAACACCUGGUAAAAAUUGACUCUCAUCGCUUGUCUUUUAUUUGUCUGUGUUGUCUUAGGUUUAAGCUGUCUUUACUGCUACAACACCUUAAAAUUUUAUCUCACUCCCAGAUCCAAGGGUUAUGGGAACUGGUGAUUGAAAACUUGAAUCAGAGGUUAAUAUAACGGACUUCUUAAAUUUUGUAGUAUACGCCAUUUCCGAGAUCCAAAGUGUAAAACCUUUCUUGUGAAAAUGAGUUUUUUUUUCAAGAGAAUAAAAAAUCCUUUUCAUAUCAGUGGCUUCACACGUAGUCUCGCUUUGAAACAGAGGCUGGGGACAACUCCAAAAUGUCCUAUUGAUUUGAGUCAAUCACAGGCUUCAAUAUGAAGUAACAAAACAUGGAAUCAUCUCUUUUUUACAUAUAUGUUCCUCUGUGUUCGUAGUUUUCCUUAAAAUACCUUUUGGAUAAGCCUAACUAAGAAUAACAGAUAUGCAUUUUUUCUGUCCCCACUUUUGGACUUACCGUAAAAUUCCGAAAAUUAGCCCUUCCAAAUAUAAGCCCCCCAAACCGGUGACGCAAAAAACCCUCCGUUAAAUCGCCCCUCCAAAUAUAAGCCCCCCUAGAGGCUUGUGCUUUGAAAAUUGCCGUCAAAUACAAAGUAAAACAAAGCAAAAACAGUUUAAUUUACUUUGAACUAUAAGGCUAGCCCAAUCGAUUUGUAAACGCAAAUUUCCCUCCGUAGAUAAGCCCCUCCGAAUAUAAGCCCCUCUAAAAAUAAGCUCCUCAAAAAGGGCCUUUGAAAAAUAUAAGCCCCGGGACUUAUUUUCGGAAUUUUACGAUAUUUUACUGCCAGAACUGACAGAUAUAUAAGUUUUAAUUCCUCACUGUCAUCAAGCAGUCCCAAUUAGGACUACCUUUACCCUUACUAUCAUACUCCGCCUACGAAUGAAAUGACUCCUGGGUUCAGACCUUUCACAGUUUUUAAUUCCUCAGUUAGAAACUGAAGAUACAGGGGAUGUUAAGAUAAUUCAUUCCAAAUCGUUUUAAAUUGUCAACCCCAGUUUCUAAUCUUUUUUGGUUACUGGAAACAAUGUCAAGCUUACCACCAGGCUAAAAUAAACAGAUGUAGCAACUACUCAUACUGUUUUAUUGUCUUAAAAUACCAAAGUAGAUCUGGAGAUCUACCUACUCGUGACUUUAACUUGGAAUUCGUCAAAGCAAUUCGCCCAAAAGUUUUUACUCUUUUUAAAGAAACAUUUUGUUUAUAAAGUCAAGUCAGUGCUACAUUGUUUAACAUUUGUCGAUCGAGAUAUGGCAACUAGCUGUUGUUAUCAACGGAACAAAGCCCAUCUCUUUCCUCGUUCAACAACGUUCGACGUGGUGUAUGGCUCGUUUCAGCUUUGAGCGUGAGCUGCAACAUUUGUUGGUCCACAUAGUACGCUGACCAUUCCCGACAGAUUGCCGACAGGUAACCGAGCAGUUAACCGACUGUCGGUCAUUAGUCGGCCAACACUUUUCCGUUUUUAAAAAGUGGAAAAAUUGUCGUCCGACUGUUGGCUUGGCAAUUUGUCGGCCGACUGUUGGUCGACAGUCUAUAGAUAGUCGACCGACAAAUUUUUGGGGGAGAUGUCCUUCAAUUUUGCCGACGUGUUGAACCAUGUGUCAAUGGCCGCCGCUUAAGGAAACAGUGUUAAUGAUAAUAUUCUUUCUAGGAGCAUCUUUAAGAGGAGACAGCAGUAGCCCUGCUCCAAAUCAAGUUCUAACAAAGCGACGACUACAGGACCUUCUUCAUGAAAUUGAUCCUAGAGAACAGAUGGAUGAUGAUGUAGAAGAUGUGAGUUGAAAAGAAUAAUGAAUUGUUACAAUGGAGAUAUGCCCGACUUUCCCACUUUUUUUAUUUACUGCGUAAACGCGAAAACAGCUCAUUUUCUUUGAAAAGUAAUCAAAGUUACAAGUAAGAUCUAAGAACCCUGGAAGAUCAGGUCAGUUUAAAAACUUGCAACAGAUUAACGUAGAAACUUGGCCAUCAAUAGAGAGAUUUAAGAUCAAGCUUAGGGUAAACGUGGAUUUGUACCACGUGACCAAGUUUCCCCUGUCUUUCACCAUUCAUGAUAUCUAAUUGGAAUUCCCCUAUUAUUAACCUGAUUCCUACGUUUGCCAUAAACGUGAUCCUUAGUCUCUCUAAUAACAACGUUAACCUCUUUGGACUAACGAUAUUAGACUAACCUAUCAUGCAUAAUGUUAACUUUAAUUAAUUUGUACUACUAUUACGGUGGUUAUAGUCAACUCACUGGCUUUGCACAAAGCACUUAAUUAGGACCAGUCCUAAGUGUAAAAAACUUCUUAGAGAGGUGUCCACCUAAUUAGAGAAAAAAAAAAGGAAAUCAACGAGAAUGACUGAAGAAAAACCUGCCUCCCAGUGAUGUGGAAACUCCUCACAUCAGUUUUGGGUGAAGAGCUCUAUAAACAUCUUUUGACUUGCCAACACCCAAAAGGCAAAAAAUGUGAGAUUCUGAACCUUGAGCUGGGAAAAGUAGUGAGAAAUGAGUAAAAAGUAAUGAGAUGUCCCAAUUUUCCAAGUGGAAGGUCUUCCAGCGGGGAUUAUGGGUAUUGGAAGCCUCAUAUCACUUUAAAGCUGGAGAUGUAAACAUCACGAUCAAUUUUACGAUUUAGGUUUCGUAAUUUCUAUGUUUUGUUAGCGGCCAUCUUGAGACAUGUCACCACCAAAUGUCUGUACAUUUGGUGGUAGCAGUAAGUCGCGGUAGGCUAAAAGAAUGUUAUCAAACACGAUCGCCAAGGGUAUUUUUUAAUGAGCUGGCUAUCUAUCGAUGUCUAACUCGGAAACGAACCCUACGGCUCCAAUUUUUUUUUAGAGUUUGACUUUUUGAGAAAGCGUGAGAAAUCAGUUGCCAACUCGUGAGAGAGCGAAAAGGUUGUCGGCGAAUCUCCAGAAGGCAGAACUUAGCAACUUUAGCUUUCCGAUUGAGGUGUCCAUGUUAACUCGUGACUUCUGCUGAGGGAGAGUUCACCCAAAUACAGUAAUAUCUUAGAGUAGAUUCAACUCCAUCUCCACAAUUUAUGCUAAGUAAGGUUUUGUCGCCUAAGGUCAGGGUUAAACUGAACUUUUCCUCUCGUUUUAGCUGCUGCUUCAGAUCGCCGAUGACUUCAUCGAGAGUGUGGUAACGGCAUCAUGUCAGAUUGCCAAACAUCGGAAGUCUAACACACUGGAAGUGCGGGAUGUUCAAUUACACCUUGGUUAGUUUGCACUCUAUCGUUAAAAUUUGUUCUUUAUAAAGAAUGCAAGCUCAGGAAAUGGUAGUUAAAGUGGUCACUUGACAAAGUUUUCGACAAUCGUUUUGUUUGACAUUUUUUCCAAACAUUUUUGACAACUUUUGUGGGUUUUAAUGAAGAACCGAUCACAAUUUUAGCGGGAAGUCAUUCAUUUGAAAGGGUUUGUUCCUCUGAAACUGGAAAACUGUGCCUCGAUUUGAAUGGUUCUGUAUCACAAAAAAACCCAUCUAAGUUCUCAAAAAUUUGUCUAGAACAGGUCAAACACAUUGUCGAGUGGCAAGCGGUCGCGCGACCCUUUAAUGUACAAUUUUGGCCAGAUUUUGGCAGUGAGAUCAGAGGCAGUUAUUAUCGAAUUGUAGUAUCAGUUUGUGCACUAAAGUAAUGAUAGCAUUUAUUACACUGAUAUAAAGUUUUGCAUUUAUACAGUGACAGCCACAAUCCAUGAGUGCUGCAUUGUGCAUUUUACAGCAAUUUUCAAAUGAGUGCAGAAACUGAAUGCCUGAUUAUUUUUGCCAAGUUACAGUUUGUGAGAUUGGCUGUCAAUCUUGCGCCUUUUUCUCAGCCAGAGGUCCAAAACCGAAACCGAUUUUUUGUUCACCCGCAUUUUCCCGCGCUUCCCAUCGUUUACAUUUGUUUGCUUCGAGAUAUGAUUGGUUCAUUGAUUGAUAUGUGUGAUGUGAUUGGCUAGAUGGAAUUACUAUGUUUUUGGUUUGUACGAAGUAGGUUCUAAGUUCUACCCCAAUACGACACUUAUUUCUGUGAUUCGCUCGGUAUUUCUGUGUUUAUACAGAACGAUGCUGGAACAUGUGGAUUCCAGGAUUUGGUAGUGAUGAACUGCGACCUUUCAAGAAACAGGCUACAACAGAGGCUCAUAAACAGGUUAGUAAGAGGAAAAUUUACGUCACUGUAUCGUCUCUCACGUUAGCGAUUCUCUCUCCAUACGUAAUGUUAUUAAAAAAUAAAUGUGUAGUGCAAUUCCAGAGCUUUAAUUGGCCUUGUGGCCAUUGUUUCUGAGCCAUUAGACCAUGUGCGAAAAAAUACAGAUAACGGGCAGUAUUAUAGAGCAGGUGUCAUCUUAUAAGUUGCUCGGUGUCCAUCUGUCGCACAAUUUAUCGCGGUCUAUUCGUGGUCUAUAUUGUGAAGAGAGCACGCAAGCGUCUCUACGUUUUGCGUGUCUAAAUGAAAUCAGGCCUCCCACCAGCUGAUCUCAUUCAGGUUUAUUGUAGCCUUGUUCGGCCCAUUUUAGAAUAUGCAUCUCCGGUGUUGGCAGCGUUACCCAACUGUCUGGUUCAAUUGGUGGAAAGCGUGCAGAAGUCUGCACUAGGAAUCAUUUUUCCAGAUUGCUCUUAUGAGUCGGCACUCGUGCGCUGUGGCUUGCCUACACUGUUGUCACGCCGUGAUGAGGCUUGCAGGCGUUUUAUAUCUAACAUCAAGGAGUCCGGGUUCCUUUCACACCUGCUGCUGCAGCCCACAAAUGUCGCUCAUGGCUACGGGUUGAGGUCGGGUUUUUCCCGUUCUGAAUUCCGCUUUGUCAGAACGGACCGCCUUAGUAAUUUUGUUACCCACAGUUACAAUAGGAUUUAAUUGUUUUUGCCUUCUUGCCAUGUGUAAUUAUGUGUUCUGCGUAUACUUGACCUCCCUUGUAAUUUAGUGUUAUACACUACCAAAGGGUUUAAUAAACUGAUUAUUAUGAAAUGGCCAUUUUAAUCGUAAUCUGGUUGUUCUUACAAAUGUUGAGAUAAACAUACAGUAAUAAAUGUACUUGGAUAUGUGAUGAUUAUUACCAAGUCGACACUUCGCGCGACUCGGCGGGCGUUGGUGGAAUAAUGACUUCUUUAAUUAUUUAGACAAGGCCUCAAAUAAGUUUAAUUUUUGGAAAUGACGUUGGCGUGCACUGGAUUGAAGUAGUGUAUUGGUAUUAUUAAUGUUUUAGUCGUUUACUUGUGAUGCUAAAAAAUUAAAUAAUGAAAAAAUUCUCGCUAUUUUAGAAUAUUUAUAAUUGUUCUUUAACCGUGCCGUCAUUUUAAAUGAUUUUGUCCGAGCUCAUUUCACAGGUUGCUUUGUUUGUUUUUUUGUUGCAGAGGAUGGCAUUAAUUCGAAAGUCCAUGAAAAAGUAACCCACUGAGAGAGAGCUAUGUAGAGGAGAUGCUCAAAUUUAUUGUAUAAAAUGAACUGUUAUUUAUGGUUAAUGGACCAUAUGGCGAAAAAUGGUGUCAAUUUGUCGCGUCUCAUUGAAAAAAUUUAUACCCACGCGGCUACAACAUUGAAGACAGAAAUAACAACAAGGUGUCUUUUUGUAGAAUUUUUCAAAUCUAACGCAAUUUAUUUAUGUAGGCUAGCUGUUUUUCUUUUUUUACGUCUUUUCUUGUUUAUAUUGAAGAUGGAACUGAUAGUUUCUUUCAUGGACAGUUAGUCAUGCAUGUUAAUUCUACUGCUAAGCAGUCGUCAUGCUUCCUCAAAAUCGGUUUUACAAAGAGCAAAGCGCUGGCGUGAGAUUCUCGCGCGAAGCCUGCAAGCCUCACACCGCGUACGUGCGAGACAGUCUCGCUCUCCUUUUUCACCCUCGUCCCAGACCGUUCGUUUGACUGCUCGCACACAUCGCACGUUUUUAACCUUCGCAAAAAUACGUUUUUUUAUUUAAGGGCGUGUGAGGAGACACAGGUUUCGCUUAACUAGUAGACGACUCCUUUUUCGUAGUCAUGUCUGAACUUCUGGGGUUUAUGAAGGUUGAAAAUCUUUUAAAAAUGAAGUAAAAUCGUGGAUUUCAAUUAUUACUGAAAUCGGUUAACACGAGUCCUUCAUUCACUGAGCUGAGCCAGUCAGAAAUAGAAUUCGUCCUUGCUUCUGCAUUUCUUUGCGAUGUGAUUGGUGGAAAAAAUCUCGCACCACUUUAUUAACAUGACUGCAUCCCUGCGAACAGACUUGAAAUUGUUUCAUAAGCAACAGUUUCAAAGUUCAUGUUCUGAGACGAUAAUUUUUAUAUGAAAACUUGCUUUUCUUUGCUAUUGAUAUUCUCAUCGGGAAGCCCGUAAUUACUUUGGUUUUGGUAUCACGACACUUGAUUGAAACGUUUUGGUAAUUUGUUGAAACUUAUGACAAUCCUUUAUAGAAACAAUCAUGUAUGGCCUUUCGAGAAGUGUGUGGUAUAUACAGUGUGUGGAAGGUCCACCUUUACCUGUAAAUUUAAAAUAAACACUAUGUUUCCACC
Porites lobata is the source of this 12374-nucleotide messenger RNA. The record is from the annotation of a GenBank genome assembly. NCBI's taxonomy places the organism in Eukaryota, Metazoa, Cnidaria, Anthozoa, Scleractinia, Poritidae.